CUUCRAAGAUAGAAAAACAGGGCUUUCUUUCUCGCGACCGAAAUCAAGAUUUAAAAAGGAUGUUUUGAUUAAAAAAAGGUACUUUUCUAAUUCUGUUAUACCCUGKUUGACAGGUCAGAAGUAGAGAGGCAGCGUGUCGGCGAUGAGGGGUCGCGCAUGGAUGGAUUUCUGUUUCCUCUUUGGGCUCGUGUUUCUUGCUGGUCCAACUUACAGUAGAAUUUUACAAGUGUUCAUACCAGAUUCCAAAAGUACUGUACCGCAUUCAGCGCUAGAGUCACACAAYAAAUACCGCAGCAUCCAUCACUCUCCUCCAUUAAACUGGUCAGAUUCGCUCGCUGAUCAAGCACAAGCUAUAGUCGAUAGCAUGGCGAGGGGUGGGUCGUUCUCGUCUGGCCAGCGAAAUAUGGCUGUUAAUUUGGGUCAAAACCUCGCUAAGCUUGCAGGUUUCAUGACAUGUGACGAUGCUGGAGAGAUAGCAACCAACCUCUGGUACAGCCAAGCUAAAAACUACAGCUACUCAGACCCUAGACUGAAUGCUGACACAGACACCUUUACACAGGUAGUAUGGAAGGACAGUAAGGAGUUAGGAGUCGGAUGUGCUCGAACCCCUACGAACCAGUCUGGUCCAGUCUACAUAGUAGCACUCUACCGCCCGGCCGGAAACAUUCCCAGAAUGCUCCGCCAGAACGUCCUAGCACCAGGUGUAAAAGGCAAUGAUCCAGAUGUAUAUUCUACACUAUUCAGACGAAACUUUAAGAAACCAAAGAGAAGUAAACUGAAUUUGCCCUAGCAAAAAUAAUCUAGGAAUUAUUUGUGAUUUCUUGAGGUACAGGUCUCGAGGUACGAUUUUAUCGAACGGGAUUCCUGUGGACAAAGGAAGCCCAAUACUAGUUUAACCAGAUAUAUAUAAUGUAUAUUGAAGUUUUGAUAGAAGCAUCGGUCUUCUUAAUCAUARAUAGGAUGGCUAUAUUUGUAUUUCCAUAAUGAAGCAGGGAUUCGUUGAUUUAUUCAAGUCGUGUUUUGAUYAGGAUUUAUCUCAUAGCCAUUCAUUUGUUAAUAAAUAAACAAAUAAACCAUCCAGGUGACGACCUAAAUGUAUCAUUUUUGGUGGGUUAAAUUUCAGAGUAGCGUUGAAUAAAAAUUGCCUACGCCUGA
This is a messenger RNA of Actinia tenebrosa (Australian red waratah sea anemone), 1155 nucleotides long. RefSeq lists its product as uncharacterized. NCBI's taxonomy places the organism in Eukaryota, Metazoa, Cnidaria, Anthozoa, Actiniaria, Actiniidae. The record is from RefSeq and is a predicted model, not a curated record.